ACCUGAUCCAGGUGAGCAGUAAUUACUGAAACAGGGUUGGCUGCAAAACAAGCAGGGCAGCAGCUCCUGAGGAACAGGGUUGGAGACCCCGAGUUUAGAAGUUGGAUGGCCAGUGCAACUAACCGUUUUGUCAAGUGUACCGCCCCCCUCCUCCUCCUGACUGAUGCUGGCGACACCCUCCACAGCAGGAUGUAUAAAUGAAGGAGAGAACAGAGGAAAGAGAAGUGUGUGAUAAAGAUGGAGCUCCCCGUGGUGACCUGGAUGCUUGGGUGCUUCCUCCUGAGUGCCUGUGGAGGCUCUGCUGCACCCACGGAGUGCUACUUCAACUCCAGAGCUCAGUGUGAGUUUGAAGGGAAGCACUUCUUGCUGGGGGAGUCCUGGACGGACAACGCUUGCAUGCACUGCACCUGCCUCCAUCCUGUCGGCGUCGGAUGCUGUGAGAUGUUGCAUCGUCCGGUGGAUUUCCCCGCAUGGUGUCAGGUGCAAGUCGAGCCGGUGAGCUGCAAGGUGUUCCUGGUCCAAACCGCUUACCCUCGUCUGCCAUGCUCCCCGGGCGAAGCAAACCGGGACCCCAGCCACGGAUCCCAACAUCUGCAGCAACACCUCGAGGUCUGGAGAAGCCCAGAGGUCACCAGAACUCCACCGGCAGCCAACAGCAGCCAAUCUACAGAUCCUUAAAAUAAAUCUGUGAUUCUCCAUUACAUCUUUGUGGCAAAAGCCGUUAUUAAUCCACUUACAUUUUUGUAAAUAAUGUGUCUUGUUUUGUGCUGUAACACGAAAACUCCAAAUUAUUUCGAGAUUCUGAAUAAAAAUCCACAAAAAUGAUGAUUUUUAAUCUUUUUUUUAAUUUACUCCAGCAGUUGUUACAUCACAACACGGCCUUUGUAAAAGCUGAAAACAAACUAGAAACAACAAAAAACAAAA
Molecule: messenger RNA, 924 nt
Organism: Oryzias melastigma (Indian medaka)
Lineage: Eukaryota; Metazoa; Chordata; Actinopteri; Beloniformes; Adrianichthyidae
Gene: msmp1
Product: microseminoprotein, prostate associated
Exons: 4
Coding region: 238-678 (146 amino acids)
Source: RefSeq, a predicted model, not a curated record